UGGCUCAUCUCGUAAAUGUCAGUCUGUAUGAAAGAUUGUUUCAACGAAAUCAUUCAGGAUAUUGCAUGGUAUAAAAUAAGUCUACAAAAUGACAAACUGUAUUACUUCAUACAGAUUUCACUGCCAAUGAUGUAUCUUCCUAAAAUUUUGUUGACCAGUUUAUGUGCAAUGUUUAUUACAUCAAGUGAUGCAUCUGGUCUCAGCUAUAAUUACUUCGAUGAGAUGGCACAAACCUACUGCACAAUUCAAGGCGUAGGUAACUGGGUAUUUGCAAUAAGAAGAGAUUGUAACGGAACAGCACCAACCUGUAACUUUAUGUGUAGUGCAGCAAAACAUGAUAUGCUUACUUCAAUCAAAAACCAAGGAAACAGCGUUGCUUGUUUCGAUGCAUACCAGGUUAGAAAGCAGCAUGCACGUCUUCAAAUUGACAGUUCUAAUACCCAACCCGAUGCCGGAAAAGUGAAUAUGAUAACUUACGGAUAUGGAAGUAAAGGAUGUAGCUGGAGUCCUAACCAGUGUGGGCCUAAUUAUUGCUGCUGUAAAGCUUUCUGAGAACAUUUCCAAAAUAUAUUAAAAAAAAAACUAACCUUGAAUAUUUUUUUUUAUAAUUAAUCUGAAUUCUAUAUUACCUUUUUAGAUAAGUCUGAGGAAUUAUUCGUUUUUAUAAAGAUGUGUCUCAAACUCGA
Molecule: messenger RNA, 686 nt
Organism: Mytilus trossulus (common blue mussel)
Lineage: Eukaryota; Metazoa; Mollusca; Bivalvia; Mytilida; Mytilidae
Exons: 3
Coding region: 16-552 (178 amino acids)
Source: RefSeq, a predicted model, not a curated record